AUGCCCCAGAGCCCCGAAUCAAGUGCGGAGGAGGAGCACCUCUCCCAGUGCCCCGAGGGGGAGUCGGGCUCGGAGAGCUCCCGCGAGGGGGCCAGCCCCCCGGCCAGCCCUGCUAACCCGGGCCAUAAUCACUCCAUGUCAGUACCUGAAGACGCCCACUUCAGUAUGAUGGUCUUCCGAAUCGGCAUUUCUGCACCAGACGGUCUCAACCCCCUGUCCCGUUUUCAGAAAUGCCUUCGUUUCAACCCCGAUGCAGCCAUCUGGGUGGCAAAGCAACAGAUUCUCUGCACCCUCAACGAAAGCCUCAAGGACGUGCUGAACUAUGGGCUUUUCCAGCCAGCCACCAACGGGCGAGAUGCCAAGUUCCUGGAUGAAGAACGCCUCUUGCGCGAAUACCCACAGAGUUUCGAGAAGGGAGUGCCCUAUCUGGAGUUCCGCUACAAGACCCGAGUUUACAAACAGACCAACCUGGAUGAGAAACAGCUUGCAAAACUCCACACUAAGGGCUGUCACUGGCAAAUCUUUCCCCAGACGGGGCUGAAGAAGUUCCUAGAGUACGUCCAACAUGGAGCAGCUGAGAAAGUGGCACGGCUUCUGGAUAAAGGGCUUGACCCCAACUAUCAUGACUCUGACACUGGGGAAACACCUUUGACGUUAGCAGCGCAGUUGGAUGGAACGAUCGAUGUGAUUCGGUUGCUGUGCCUUGGUGGUGCCCACAUAGAUUUUCGGGCAAGGGAUGGAGCCACCGCACUGCACAAAGCUGUGUGCUCACACCACUAUGCAGCCCUCAUGGCACUCUUGGAUUUGGGGGGCUCCCCCAAUUACAAGGACCGCCGUGGGCUGACUCCGCUCUACCACACAGCCAUGGUUGGAGGGGACCCACGCUGCUGCGAGCUUCUGCUCUACAAUCGGGCCUAUAUCGGCACUACUGACGAGAACGGGUGGCAGGAGAUACACCAGGCUUGCCAACAUGGACAUUCCCAACACUUGGAGCACCUGCUCUUCUAUGGUGCUGAGCCAGGGGCACAGAAUGCAUCUGGGAAUACAGCACUACAUAUCUGCGCACUCUACAAUAAGGAGAGCUGUGCCCGUAUCCUGCUAUACCGGGGAGCUAACAAAGAAAUCAAGAACAACCAUGGUCAGACGGCCUUCCAGGUGGCGGUCAUUGCAGGAAACUUUGAGCUGGGGGAGCUGAUCAAGAGCCACCGGGACUCAGAUGUAGUCCCAUUCCAGGAGACCCCGCAAUAUGCCAGCCGACGCCGGGAUGGGUCUCAGAGCCUGACAGUGCCACACACCUUGCUACGGGCCAACAGUGAUACCAGCAUGAACCUUCCCGACUGGAUGCUUUAUGCCCCCCCAUCCACGCCGUCUGCCACCGUGGCAGUACAAGGCCAGAAGAUCACCACGGGGACCUUGCGUAGUUCUAGCAGUCCCCGUGGAGCUCGAAGCCGCUCUCCAUCACGGGGACGCCACACAGAUGAAGCCAAAAAACAACGAGGUCGGCCCAGCUCCAGUGGCUACCAGAAGGAGUCAGCUGGGGGCAGCACGCUGAGUAGCCGGGGGGUGAAGCGGAAACUCUAUUCGGCUGUGCCUGGCCGCACGUUCAUGGCUGUGAAACCGUACCAGGCCCAGGCCGAGGGUGAGCUCUCCAUCAGCAAGGGCGAGAAGAUCAAGGUGCUGAGCGUCGGGGAAGGUGGCUUCUGGGAGGGACAGAUCAAGAAUCGCGUGGGAUGGUUCCCCUCGGACUGCGUGGAGGAAGUGGCCAACAAAUCACAGGAAGGGAAACAAGAGAGCCGCAGCGACAAAGCCAAACGGCUCUUCCGACACUACCCAGUGGGCUCCUACGACAGCUUUGAUGCCCCCAGUGACUACAUCAUUAAAGAGAAGACGGUGCUGCUGCAGAAGAAGGACAACGAAGGAUUUGGCUUUGUGCUGAGAGGGGCCAAGGCGCAGACCCCCAUUGAGGAGUUCACACCCACUCCCGCCUUCCCUGCCCUGCAAUACCUGGAGUCGGUGGAUGAAGGAGGCGUGGCCUGGCGUGCAGGUCUACGUAUGGGAGACUUCCUCAUUGAGGUCAACGGGCAGAACGUGGUAAAGGUUGGUCACCGGCAGGUCGUCAACAUGAUUCGACAGGGUGGCAACAACUUGAUGGUGAAGGUUGUCAUGGUAACACGAAACCCGGAGAUGGAGGAAGCCAUGAGGAAGAAAGCUGCACCACAGCAAACACGGCGGCUACCCCCACCAGCCAUCUCCUUGCGCUCCAAAUCGAUGACAUCUGAGCUGGAGGAAAUGGUGGAGAAAGUCUCCCCCUGGAAGAAGAAAGCAGAUUACGAGCCAGCGAUGGGCCCUGACAAGAAACGAACAGUCUAUCAGAUGGCUUUGAACAAACUGGAUGAGAUACUGGCUGCGGCUCAACAGACCAUCAGCGUAGGCGAUGGAAGCGGAGGGCUUCCUUCCUUGGGGAAGUCCCGGGGUGCUGCCAAGAAUUACUUCUCCUCCGAGCCUAGUUUCGAACAGCACCGCCUCAGCCAACCCAGUUACGAGCGCCCGUCGUAUCUACCAGCCAGUCAUCCCCCAGGCAUGAUGCUCCGCCAGAAAUCUAUUGGAGCUGCCGAGGAUGAGAAGCCCUACCUCGCUCCCCCUCCCAUGAAGUUUAGCCGCAGCCUCUCAGUCCCGGGUUCCGAUGACAUCCCCCCACCUCCUACCACCUCCCCACCUGACCCCCCGUACAGCACGCCCCCCUCAGCAUCCGGACGCGCCACGCCCUCAGCUCGCUCCACCUUCAACCCCAGCGCCGAAGCCAAGCUGUAUUCGGCUUCCCUGCACCAGGAAUCGUCGUACGAGCCCCCCUCCCGUGCCAGUGCUCGCGACAAGAUCUCCCUCUACCGCCAAGAAUCUGAGCAGGGGGCCGAGGGGUCCACCGCCCGCGGUUGGCGAGGCCACACCCCUGACCUCCGCUACUACAACCUGCCCCCGCGAGCGACCAACACCGCCAUGUACGUCCCCACCAAGCCCAUGCGCAGGAAGGGACCGCUGGUCAAGCAGACCAAAGUGGAGGACGAACAGCGUCAGCAGCAGGGCGGUGCCGCCGCCUCUCAGAUGCAGGCAUCGUCUACGCAGGCCCCAUCGUCUGCCCCGCCGGAGAAGAGCUCCAUCCCCAUCCCCACCAUCAUAAUCAAAGCUCCCUCGACCAGCAGUAGCGGGCGCAGCAGCCAAGGAAGCAGCAUGGAAGCGGAGAGCCAGCCGGAGCCGGCGGUGCCCGUGCCGUCGCUGCAGCUCCACAACAGUAUGGAUUUCACCAGCCAGUUUGGGGCAGCCUUAGUUGGGGCUGCCCGGCGGGACCGUGAGUGGUACAGCGAGGCUCGCCGCAAGUCGGCUCUCUUCCUCUCCACCGAGCAGCCGGACGACGAGUCCCAGCAGACCCCCAUGCCUCGUCUCCGCCACUCCAAGUCCAUCGACGAAGGCAUGUUCUCCAGUGAGCCAUACAUCCAGCUGAACAUGGUGCCCGGCUUCGGGGGUGCCAGCGUCACCGGGAGCAGCUCCAGUUACCUCCAGUCUCGCGCCGCUAAAGCGUACGGGGCCAGCACCACCAGCGCCUUCACCUCUGUGUGCUCCAGCUUUCUGCCGCAGCUCCAGCCCCAUUCCACUCCUCUCAUUCACCCGCUGACCGGCAAGAUUUUGGAUCCCAGCUCCCCCUUGGGGCUGGCGUUAGUGGCUCGCGAGCGGGCGUUGAAAGAGUCCCAGUCCCAGCAGGAGAGCCGAGAGGAGAGGCACUCGCGUCCCUCCUCGCCACGGUUUGGUGAGGCUCCGAAGACUCCCGGGUCCCCUGGCAGCUCCAUCCUGCGCCUCUGGGGGACUUCGGAGCAGCAGCGGCCUGCCUCGCCCCGGAAAGAGCCAGAGAGCCCCCGGCAUCACUCGCCUGAGCAGCCGCCUCCGACCCCCGCCAAAGCAGCUCCUUGGGAAAAGCGGCCCGAGGAAGGAGAGAAGCUGGAGCUCCACGUGCGUUUCAUGGAGAACUGCCGUCCGACAGAAGAGGAGGAAGAAGCAGCUUAUGAAAGUGGGAAAGUUGAGACGACUGCGCCCCCGCCGCCGCCACCGGAGCGUGUCGCAGAGGAAAACGGGCUCCCUCUGCUCGUGCUGCCCCCUCCUGCCCCUUCCAUCGACGUUGAUGACGAGUUUGUCUUCACCGAGCCGCUCCCGCCGCCCCUCGAGUUCUCCAACAGCUUUGAUAAGCCGGAGUCUCCUCCCAAAGCCACCAAUGAACUGCCCCCAUCAGCGGCCCCUCCGGCUGCUCCCCCUGCUCCCGCCGCCUUAGACUCCACCGCCUCCAGCUUGACAUCCUACGACAGCGAGGUGGCCACCUUGACCCAAGCUGGAACAUCGGAAACCAAGGAAGCCCCCCACGUCAACUUCUCUUCCGUCGUGUCGUCCAUCGCCAUCCCUGCAGCAGAGGCCCCGGAAGCUGUGACCGACUCCGGCAUCGAGGAAGUGGACAGUCGCAGCAGCAGCGACCACCACUUGGAGACCAUCAGCAGCGUCUCCACGCUGUCCAGCAUGUCCGGGGAAGGCACGGAACUCUUGGACACCUACAUCACCUACUUGGACGGGCAGGCAUUUGGAGGGAGCGGCGGGGGAAGCGGCGGCGGGGCGGAGAAGAGCCCGCUGCAAACCAAGCUGCGCUCUCGGCCGUUCCCGGGUCGCUUGCCAGUGGCCACUCCCACCAGCUCCACCAUCUCAGUUUCAGCAUGUACUGAGAACAUGUUCGCUCUCACGCCGGCCCCGCCCUACCACCAGCAGCCAGCCGCCGCCGAGCCAGGCAAGGAGCUGCAGCGGAAGUCUCCGACACUGCCCUGGGAGGAGCCCAAGGCCUCGCCCAUGUCCUCCAUGAAGGCCAGCAUCAUCAGCGAGCUGAGCACCAAGCUGCAACAGAUGGGCGGUGUGUCGUGGUCGCGGCCGCCUGACGCGGUGGCUCCCUUUGGUUCUGAGAGACCCAGCUCCCUGCAGAGGCAAAGGCUCCCCGAUGAGACGUCCCCGUCACUGAUCUCCUCCAAGCCUGUAAGCAGCCUUUUCCACAACUGGCCUAAGUCCCCCCAGGGCAAGCACCCCAAAAGUGUGGAUUUUGACAUCCGCCCGGCCCUGCGGCGCGCCCCGAGCCCAGCCGCCCUGCCCAGUGAGCACAAGAUCAGCCCUGCUCCCCGGCCGUCCUCCCUCCCCAUCCUGCCUUCGGUGCCCAUAUACACAGGCGUCUUUGAUCUCCGCGGCUCGCCCACGUCCGGCGGCGAGCACCCUUUCCCCGGCUUCCCCUCGGGCAGCCGUUCCCUGUCCCCCACCCACUUCCUGCCGCCCGCCACGGACAAGCCGUUCGGCUCCAAGCCGCUGCCUUUCUGGACCAAGUACGACGUGGCCGACUGGCUGGAGUACCUGAAGCUGGGGGAGCACCGGGAUCGGUUCCUGGACAACGAAAUCGACGGUUCCCACCUGCCGUCCCUCACCAAGGAGGAUUUCAUUGACCUGGGCGUGACGCGAGUGGGGCACCGCAUGAACAUCGCCCGAGCCCUCAAGUUCUUUCUGGAGAGGUGA
This is a messenger RNA of Gekko japonicus, 5580 nucleotides long. It is a transcript of the gene SHANK1, whose product is annotated as SH3 and multiple ankyrin repeat domains 1. The record is from RefSeq and is a predicted model, not a curated record. The coding region runs from base 1 to 5580 and encodes 1859 amino acids. The transcript is spliced from 24 exons. NCBI's taxonomy places the organism in Eukaryota, Metazoa, Chordata, Lepidosauria, Squamata, Gekkonidae. Gene Ontology annotation, cellular component: postsynaptic density; postsynaptic membrane; dendritic spine. Gene Ontology annotation, molecular function: ionotropic glutamate receptor binding; synaptic receptor adaptor activity.